Messenger RNA from Limulus polyphemus (Atlantic horseshoe crab), 1085 nucleotides. RefSeq names its product microtubule-associated proteins 1A/1B light chain 3A-like. Gene Ontology annotation, cellular component: autophagosome membrane; autophagosome; cytosol. Lineage: Eukaryota; Metazoa; Arthropoda; Merostomata; Xiphosura; Limulidae. Bases 176 to 541 code for a protein of 121 amino acids. The record is from RefSeq and is a predicted model, not a curated record. The transcript has 4 exons. Gene Ontology annotation, molecular function: ubiquitin protein ligase binding. Gene Ontology annotation, biological process: macroautophagy; cellular response to nitrogen starvation; autophagosome assembly.
UCCGAUUAAAUGCGUCAUGAAGUUGCCAGCUGAUACAAGUAGAACAAAGCAACAAUAGUGUGGUUUUGAAGUGCAAAUGUAUAUUUAAAAUUUUCAUAGUGCGUAUAUUUUUGACAAAGUAUUCUCUGAAGGUCAUGUGAAAUUCUUUAUUAAUAUUACGUAAACGUUUAAAGAAAUGUCCCAGCAACGAUCAUUUAAAGAAAGAAGGAGCUUUGCUCAGAGAAAACAAGAUGUUGAAGAAAUUCGUAAACAGCAUCCAAACAAAGUUCCUGUGAUUAUUGAAAGAUUCUAUGGAGAAAAGCAGCUACCAGUGUUGGAUAGAACCAAAUUUUUGGUUCCAGACCAUGUGACUGUAGGUGAGCUGGUGAAGAUUAUAAGACGCAGGUUACAGCUACAUCCUAACCAAGCCUUUUUCCUGCUUGUGAACCAGCGCAGCAUGGCUGCCGUAUCUGUGCUUAUGGGAGAGUUGUACGAGAAAGAAAAAGACGAGGAUGGAUUUUUGUACAUGGUGUAUGCAUCACAGGAGGUGUUUGGGGAUUGAAAAGACCAACAUUGAUUGACUUAAGUUUUAAUUAUUAAAAUUUUUAAAUUGAUGAACCAUUUUAUGUAAAAUUUUAGUUCUGAACUAAGCAUGUUUAAACUUAUCUUUUUGUAUAAACUGCACCAUCUUAUAAGACUGAAAGUAUUGUGGGUAAAUUAAAUUUGAAAAUAAAAGAAUAGCUUUAAUUUUAAACAAAUGAGAGGAAAUGUAUUUCAAAAGGUUUUUAUUAAAGAGAAGACUUGCUUGAUUUAACAAAAUUUAGUAAAUCUGUUAUGUAUUUUACAAGGAGGGGAAUUUUUUAGUAAGCCUAAGUUAUAUUCGUACAGCUGAAUGAUUUAUAUAAAAUAUGGUAAAGAACAAUUUUCCUUUGAGAAAAUUAAUCUUUAAACUUUUAUGCUUCAGCAAUUUCCUUGUUCUGUAUAAAAUUAAACGAUGUUUGUUCAUGUAUAUUGAAUGUAUCUGAUUUAGCUAUAGCGAUAAUUGAAAUAAGUAACACAUGUACUUGUACUUCAAUAAAUGUGACUUUUAACUAUUUAACUUUCAA